CGGCCUUAGACGCUUGUCACCCACCAUACCUGUGCUGUUGCGGAGUAUCUAUGUUAUUUAUCUACAAUACACGAAUAGAGAUAGACCAGAACUACGAAAGAACAUCAGAAGUUAUAACUUUUUGAAUUGUUUAUUUUCAGUUUAGUGAGCUCACUACAGUCAUCGUAAGUCAAACUCUUUUCUGCCACUUAAGGGGAAAUAUACAUAAACGUCAUCAUGGUUCAAUCGUAUGGACCAGUCGGUGCAAUCGCCAUGCAGCACACAAGAAAUUUUCAGAAAGCUGUUCCCCUGCCGCCUGUAUCGCCUCCGGGUUUGCAAUCUGGCAGCGACGAUUUUAUUUCUCCCAAGGCCCUGCUGGAAAGUGAGGGGGAAUUCAUGGCCCCGGAAGAACUGGCUGAGCUCGAGAAAUGUCACAAGGUGUACUACUAUGGCCAAUUUGCGCGGUGUGGUUCCAAAAUAUUCGAUCCACCGCUGUUCCCAAAUUCAAGAACGGGUAUAUUUCCGUUUCGAAUGUUUGCGCAUAUGAACUUCCGAUAUGAGAUCAUCUCAGGCCUGGGCGAGGGAUCGUUUGGCCAUGUGGUCAAGGCAUACGAUCACAAGACCAAGACCUUUUGUGCGGUCAAAAUAGUACGGAGUGAUCCCACCAUCCUCGCACAAGCCGAGGAAGAGCGGAAGAUUCUCCGACACCUCAACAAAGUGUCGCAGAAGCACCACAAUGUGGUGCAGUUGCUGGACUCGUUCCAGUUCUACGGUCACCUGUGCUUUGUCUUUGAGCUGCAGGGCGAUAGUCUUUACGAUGUGCUUAAGAAACGGAACUUCAAAGGCCUUAGUCUGACGGCUGUGCGUCGCAUCGCGCACGAUGUGCUCAAGUGUCUGCUGCUACUGUCCCAAGAAAAUAUAGUACACACUGACCUCAAGCCAGAGAACAUUCUGAUCAACAACCACACACGGAAUAAGAACCAGCUAUUGGAUUGUUCGCUGGCUACGCUGCGCACAAUGACGCGCUUUGAUGUGGCGUCUCCCCUGCCAGCGAUCACGUCGCAGGAAGUGUACAAUGCUACGGUGAUUGAUUUCGGCUGUAGUGACUUUGUGGGCAAGACAG
Molecule: messenger RNA, 1102 nt
Organism: Sphaeroforma arctica JP610
Lineage: Eukaryota; Ichthyosporea; Ichthyophonida
Product: CMGC/DYRK/DYRK2 protein kinase
Exons: 6
Biological process (GO): peptidyl-serine phosphorylation; peptidyl-threonine phosphorylation
Cellular component (GO): nucleus
Molecular function (GO): ATP binding; protein serine/threonine kinase activity
Source: RefSeq, a predicted model, not a curated record